GGAACUGCGUCCCGUCGGUUCCUUCGUUCCAGAGCACUCGCAUUCAGCUGUCAGGUAGGCACAGAGUGGGGAGUUUCUGUCGCUGUUCCGAAGGCUGAUCCGUCACCCACCAUCAUGGAUCAGCUCUUCGGCAACCUCAAGGGUUUCUUCAAGACUGACUUUACAGUCAUCGACAACAAUGUCUUCAGGCUACACUACAAGGCCACAGUGUGCAUUCUCAUCGCAUUCAGCAUCCUCGUCACCGGCAGGCAGUACAUCGGUGACCCUAUCGACUGCAUUUCAAAGGACUCUGUGCCCAGCGACUUGCUGGAUACGUUCUGCUGGAUCCAUACCACAUUUUCGCUGACCGACGCGUGGCACAAGCAAGUUGGAGUGCAGAUACCCUACCCUGGUGUCGACAAGUACAUUCCUGGCGAGCAACGCGUUUACCAUGCCUACUAUCAGUGGGUGUGCUUCGUGCUCUUCUUGCAAGCCGUACUAUUUUACGUGCCACGCUAUUUCUGGAAGGCAAUUGAAGGCGGAAGGACAAAGAACCUUAUCUUGGGGCUCAACAAUCCCAUCAUGUCGGAAGGAGACAAAGAGAAAAGCCGAAACCUUCUCGUGGAAUACCUCACUGUCAACCUAAACAACCACAACCUUUUUUUCUACGGCUAUGUACUGGCAGAGAUUCUCAACUUUAUCAACGUGGUCGGCCAGAUGUUCCUGAUGGAUCUGUUCCUGGGAGGCGAAUUUUCGGCUUACGGUGCGCGCGUGCUACAGUUCACGGAAUGGGACUGGUCCGUCCGCUUUGACCCCAUGAUCAAGGUAUUCCCUAGGCUGACCAAGUGCACGUUCCACAUGUACGGAACAUCCGGAGACGUGCAGAAGCACGAUGCCAUGUGCAUCCUGCCUAUCAACAUUAUCAACGAAAAGAUUUACGUAUUCCUCUGGUUCUGGUUCAUUAUCCUGGCUGUGCUCUCGGCCCUAGUUCUGGUCUACCGCGCUGCCAUCAUGUUUGUUCCCCGGAUCCGGUUCAUGGUUCUCCGCAGCCGCGCGAAACUGGCAAACAAGGAUUAUGUGGAAAGGAUCUGCGACAGGACCAAUUUGGGCGACUGGCUCGUGCUCGAUCUGCUCUGCAAGAACAUCGACCCAAUCAACUUCCGUGACCUGGUCAACGACUACGUUCGCCGCCUGGAUCACAAGAGCCUCGACAACGCGUAAUUUCACGCUUCUGCGCCGCUACGGCGUGCGUCGGGCCGCGGCCGUUGACACGCUCUUCCGCGUGCGUUGGAGCCACUGCAUUUCAUCUCUACUUAUCCUCUAGGGCUGGGUAGUCUGACGACGACUCAUAUCCUGUUCAAGUGCCACAUGUUCGCCUUUUGCGUUUCUUUUUUAAUGAACAUUUUGAGCUGAGUAUGGCUGGAGGGGACCAAUCGCCGUACUUGUUGUGUCAGAAUGCGAUUUAUUCUACAUCCUUUUAGUUGGGGCCACACUGUAUGGUUGAGGGUGUAGCUUUUUGUCGCAGUAUUAGUGAGUUCCAGAGUUAUUUUUCACCGGAGUGAAUGCUGAGUAUACCAUGGGUGUCCCCACCAUUGUUCUGGAAGUUUGAGAUCUUUAUUUACAUUAUGUGUCAUAUCGUUACGAAAGUCUCUUGUAGCAACAAAUCCAACGUCUUCCAACGUUUCCUUACGGACUUCGAGUCGUCGUUUUAGUAAGAAAUUUGCGGUUCCAGAGUUAUGUAGCGCAUUGUUUGGUGCAAGAAUCUCGUGCCUUGACUUCCUCACAAGAGGGAGCAGCCUUGUGAUGUUUUCAGUAGGAUCUUUGUACAGUGAUCAUAAUUGUAGGUUCACACAUUUUCUGCAUUUUCUUUUAAACCUACCAUUGCCGUUUUGUAAAUACUGUGUGUCUUCUGCGUGAAUGUUUUUGUGAGAUGCUACUGCCAUCACAUUUGCUGAAAGCGUUGAGUGUUGUCGUUCUUAGCAAUCACGGUGGAACAUGUGAUAUGAGUGUUUGCCUUGCAGUGGAUGUCUUUUAAAUCAAAAAUAAAAGUGCGUCUGGGAACAAACUUGCUCAGCUGUGCUCGUUG
Ornithodoros turicata is the source of this 2065-nucleotide messenger RNA. Its product is annotated as innexin inx2-like. Lineage: Eukaryota; Metazoa; Arthropoda; Arachnida; Ixodida; Argasidae. Gene Ontology annotation, cellular component: plasma membrane; gap junction. Bases 115 to 1200 code for a protein of 361 amino acids. Gene Ontology annotation, molecular function: gap junction channel activity. Gene Ontology annotation, biological process: phototransduction. The record is from RefSeq and is a predicted model, not a curated record. The transcript has a single exon.